Molecule: messenger RNA, 4548 nt
Organism: Esox lucius (northern pike)
Lineage: Eukaryota; Metazoa; Chordata; Actinopteri; Esociformes; Esocidae
Product: NLR family CARD domain-containing protein 3
Exons: 13
Coding region: 205-4011 (1268 amino acids)
Molecular function (GO): protein binding
Source: RefSeq, a predicted model, not a curated record
UAGAAGCAGGCGAUACACGCACGGAACUAGCUAUUGGUUUAAUCGAAAGAUUAAACCAAUAGCAGGGCACGUAGAAUUUAGACACACCUUUUUACUGUUGACACGUCUUUUAUGAAUAACUUCCUCAAAAGCUAACCACUGUUGAGUUGUUCCAUCAACAGAAGAGGACAGAGUGGUAAAGAGGAAGAGAUCACUGCCUCCAAGAUGAGUCUCUCUGGGGGGAGAGAGGAAGAGGAGACCGCUGCCUCUAAGAUGAGUCUCUCUGGGGGGAGGAGAGAGGAAGAGGAGACCGCUGCCUCUAAGAGGAGUCUCUCUCGUGAACAUGACACCGACAACAAAACUAAGAGCCUGAUCCACCAGGAGAGACCAGACUCCCCUGUACCCAGCUGUCUGUCCAUGAAGAGUGACCAGUCUAUGGAACAACCAAUAAAGUUCAGAGAGGGAGGCAUCUCUACUGAUCAAGGAGACCAACAGGAGAGAUCUGAUAUUCCCAGUGGUCAGUCUGUCCAGAGUCAAACAGACCUGGAGUUCAUAUUCAGGUCACUUGAAGAGAAUAUUUUCAAGUUUGUGAAGAAAGAGCUGAAAAGAUUCAAGAGAAUUUUGAGUCCAGUUUUGCCAGAAUGCUUUGAGAAGCAGGAAGAGGGUGAAGAAGUGGUGGACCCUGGACAUGAAAAGCAGGAGUGCAGAGCCAGAGAAGGGGCUCUGAAUAUUACACUGUUUGUCCUGAGGAACAUGAACCAAAAGGGGCUUGGUGACGCAUUGGAACAAAGACUUGUAGAUGAUCCUGUUAUGAAGAGCCAACUUAAAUUGAAAUCACACCUGAAAAAUAUGUCUGAAAAUAUAUUUGAGGGAAUUCCAAGACAAGGAAACUCAUCACUACUCUGUAAGAUCUACACAGAACUGUACAUCACAGAGGGUGGAUGUGGAGAGGUCAAUAAUGAACAUGAGAUAAGACAGAUUGAGAUGGCAUCAAAGAAAGAAGUACAUCUAGAGAGACCAAUCAAAUGCAACAACAUUUUUAAAUGCUUAUUUGGUCAAGACAAACCUAUCAAAACUGUAUUGACAAAGGGUGUUGCUGGCAUUGGAAAAACCGUCUCUGUGCAGAAGUUUAUUCUGGACUGGGCUGAAGGAAAGGCGAAUCAGGACAUCCAGUUUUUAUUUCCUCUGUCUUUUCGAGAGCUUAAUUUGAUGAAGAAGCACAGCUUGAUGGAUCUUCUUCAACACUUCUAUAGCCAAACCAAAGAUCUGGGAAUCUCUGCAUUUGACGAGUAUAAAGUUUUGUUUGUCUUUGAUGGUCUGGAUGAGUGUCGACUUCCUUUAGACUUUAAGAACUGUGAGAUCUGCUGUGAUGUCACAGAGAGAACCUCAGUUGAUGUACUGCUGACAAACCUGAUCAAGGGGAAUCUGUUACCCUCUGCUCUAAUAUGGAUAACCUCUCGACCUGCAGCAGCCAGUCAGAUCCCCCCAGAGUUUGUUGACCGGGUAACAGAGGUACAAGGUUUCAAUAAAUCUCAGAAGGAGGAGUACUUCAAGAAAAGAUUCAGGGAUGAUGAGAUCCUGGCCAGCAAAAUAAUUUCACAUAUAAAGACAUUGAGGAGCCUUCACAUCAUGUGCCACAUACCCGUCUUCUGUUGGAUCUCUGCCACAGUUCUUCAGCACAUGUUGAAUACAGAGCAAAACAGAGAGAUGCCCAAGUCUAUGACUCAAUUGUACAUUGGCUUAGUGGUAUUUCAUAUCAAACAGAUGAAUGAGAAGUAUAAGACAGAUCCACAUUUAGGUAAAAAGAGUGUCAUGGCCCUGGGAAAACUGCCCUUCCAACAGCUGGAGAAAGGUAACCUAAUCUUUUAUGAGGAAGACCUGAACGAGUGUGGCAUUGAUGUCAGAGAAGCCUCAGUGUACUCAGGCGUGUGCACACAGGUCUUCAGAGAGGAUUAUGGGCCUUUCCAGAAUGUUGUGUACUGCUUUGUGCAUCUAAGCAUCCAGGAGUUUCUGGCUGCAUUGUAUGUGUUUCUCACAUUUAUCAAUGACAACAUCAAUCUUAUGGCUCAACCACAGUCAACCACCAAAGAACACACACAAGAAAAUGAACCUGAAAGGAGCCUUUUGUUCAGGAGUGCUGUGGACCAGGCCUUACGGAGUAGGAAUGGACACCUGGACCUGUUCCUCCGAUUCCUUCUAGGCCUCUCGCUGGAGUCAAAUCAAACUCUCUUACAAGGUGUUCUGACACAGACAGUAAGCAUCUCCCAGACUAGUAUGGAAACGGUCAAGUACAUCAAGGAGAUUAUCAGGGAGAAUCCCCCUCCAGAGAGGUGCAUCAAUCUGUUCCACUGUCUGAAUGAACUAAAUGACUGUUCUUUAGUGGAUGAGAUUCAAAGAUACCUGAGCUCAGGAAGUCUCUCAGAUGACAAACUAUCACCUGGAGAGUGGUCAGCUCUGGUCUUUGUGUUGCUGACUUCAGAAGAGGAGUUGGAUGUAUUUGACCUGAAAAAAUACUCAAAAUCUGAGGAAGGUCUUCAGAGGCUGCUGCCUGUAAUCAAAGCCUCCAGAACAGCUUUGUUGGACAGAUGUAACCUCACAGAGAAAUGCUGUGAAGUGUUGGCUUCAGCUCUUAGUUCAACGUCCUCCCAUCUGAGAAAACUGGACCUAAGUAACAAUGACCUGCAGGAUGCAGGAGUAAAGCUCCUCUCUGCUGGACUGGAGAGUCCAAACUGUAAACUAGAGACACUGAGGCUGUUUGACUGUGGAGUCACUGAAAAGGGUGGUGAUUCUCUGGCAUCGGCUGUUUGGUCAAAUUUUUCCCACCUGAGAGAGCUGAAUGUAGAGCUGGCUGAGUUUGAUCUGAAGAAAUUCUCCAUAUCUGACGAUGGUCUUUGGAAGAUGCUGCCAGUGGUCAAAGCUUCAAAAAGAGUUUUGUUGAAUGGGUGUAACCUCACGGUCAGAUUCUAUCAAGGGAUGAUCUCAGCUCUCAUCUCAACCUCCUCCCAUCUGAGAGAGUUGGACCUGAGUUACAAUGACCUGCAGGAUUCAGGGCUGAAGCUGCUCUGUAAGGAUGGACUAGUGGAUCCACACUGUAAACUGGAGACAUUGAGAUUAAACCAAUGCAGGCUUACAAAGACAUGCUGUACAUUGUUGGCCUCAACUCUCAUCUCAAACCUCUGCCACCUGACGAAGCUGGACCUGUGUGACAAUGACCUGCAGGAUUCUGGAGUGAAGCUGCUGUCUGCUGGACUGGAGCAUCCACACUGUAAACUGGAAACACUGAGGCUGUCUGGUUGUCUGAUCACAGAGGAAGGCUGUGCGUAUCUGGCCUCGGCUCUGAACUCAAACCCCUCACACCUGAGAGAGUUGGACAUCAGUUACAAUCACCCAGGAGAGUCAGGAGUGAAGCUGCUCUCUGCUGGACUGGAGGACCAACACUGGAGACUGGAGAAACUCAAUGUGGAUCAUGGUGGACCGUGGUGUUUGAAACCAGGACUGAUCAAAUAUGCCUGUGAUCUCACACUGGACCCAGACACAGCAUACAGAACCCUCUGUCUUUCUGAGGGGAACCGGACAGUGACAUGGGGAGAGGAGCAGCCAUACCCUGACCACCCAGACAGAUUCAUGUACUGGUCCCAGGUGCUGUGUAGAGAGGGUCUGACUGGGCGCUGUUACUGGGAGGCGGAGUGGAGUGGAGACUGGGCUCAGAUAGGAAUGACAUAUAAAGAAAUCAAAAGGAGAGGACCCGGUGAUGACAGCAGACUUGGAGCCAAUGACAAGUGCUGGAGUUUGUACUGCUCUCAUAAGAGUUUCAGUGCCCGACACAUUAUAGCCAUACCAGCCACCUCCUCCUCCUGGUCUAACAGAGUAGGAGUGUAUCUGGACUGGCCGGCAGGCACUCUGACCUUCUACAGCGUCUCCUCAGACACACUGACCCACAUACACACAUUCCGCUCUACAUUCACUGAGCCCCUCUUCCCAGGGUUUUAUGUUGGGCUUCACUCCACAGUGUCCCUGAUCCAUGUUGAAUAGCCCCUGUGUCCCAUGAAUUCCCCUGAGACUUAAAGAACCUCUUGCACCACCUUUAGCUAUCAAUCACUGCCACUAAAAUAAAUGCUUUUUCAAGGGACUGUAACUAAUGGUACCAUUCUAUACCUAUAAUUUAUGAUACCAUUUAGUACCUAAACUUAAUGAUACUAUCCUGUGCCUAUUACUAAUUAGAUUAGAUUCAACUUUAUUGUCACUGAACAGCAAAAGUAAAAUACAAUGAAAUGCAGUUGGCAUCUAACCAGAAGUGCAAAUAGAUGGCAGAGAAUGUUACUACUUUAAAUACUUGUAUUUAAGUAUAUGUUUAUUACAAGUGGAAUGUGCAGAUGUGCAUGUGGCAGUACUAAAUGUGCAGUUAAGGCAAAUGGAGGAGGGCAGAAAGUUUAAUUACUAAUGAAACCAUUUUGUAUCUGAUAUUAUUCUUUAUCUAUAACCUGUUAUGUGUAUCUUGUUAACAUGUCUGGAAGGAUGGGGAAUUUACAAUGUUUUGUAGUUUUACCAAAUAAAUAUUUUCACCCGUAA